Messenger RNA from Talaromyces amestolkiae, 840 nucleotides. RefSeq lists its product as uncharacterized. The coding region runs from base 1 to 840 and encodes 279 amino acids. The transcript has 4 exons. Lineage: Eukaryota; Fungi; Ascomycota; Eurotiomycetes; Eurotiales; Trichocomaceae. Gene Ontology annotation, molecular function: oxidoreductase activity, acting on the CH-OH group of donors, NAD or NADP as acceptor. The record is from RefSeq and is a predicted model, not a curated record.
AUGAGUUCUGAUCGUCUACAUGGCCUCACUGCUGUAGUCACUGGGUCAUCAUCCGGCCUCGGUCGCGGGAUUGCCCUUGCUCUUGCAGCAGCAGGUGCUCGACUGGUAGUUUGUGCUGAUCUGAAGGAAACACAGGACGUCCGUUCAACCAUGGAUCCUAAUGUUAAGGCGUCCAAAGGCGCGGAUAUGGCAUCUAAAGCUUUGGAAGUCUCGAACAAUAGUAGCGAGAAUGAGGCAGAUUUGCCAACCCAUGAGCUUAUUCGCUCGCUAUAUGGAGAAGAUAGAGCGCUUUAUGUCAGGUGUGAUAUUAGUCUGGAGCAAGAUGAUGUUGGGAAUGAUGUCUACUCGACUGAUUAUGCCAUUCAAAAGGCAGUCAGUAAAACCGGCAGGCUUGAUUUCGCGGUCGAUGUAACUGGCACGUUCCUAGCCACCAAGUUCGCGAUGGACCAGUUCCUAAAACAGGACGAAGAUGAGCAUGGCUUCAGGGGUAAUAUAAUCAACAUUUCAAGUAUUGCUGGCUCUAGCGGGCUACCAGGAUGCUCCGCAUACUGCGCAGCGAAAUCAGCCAUUCUCGGGUUUACGCGAUCGGUCGCCGUCGAAUAUGGAGAGAGGAGAAUCCGGUGCAAUGCUAUCAAACCAGGAUAUAUUAUGACACCAUUCCUCCAGCGAGUCAUCGAGACCACGGGUGAUGUAACCUGGCUUGAAAAAGCAUCCCCAUUCAAUACGUUAGGUCAGCCAAAGGACAUUGGCAGUGCGGUGGUGUGGCUUGCAAGCGGCAGGGAGAGCGGGKAUGUGACUGGGAUUGACUUGUCUGUCGAUGGGGGGUUUCUUGCUCGAUGA